AGGGCAGAGGGAAGUCUGCGGGAGAGAGCUACCCUUUCAGGGUCCCAGGCAACAGAGGCAGCAUCUCCAGUGAGCUGGAAAGAUCCGCUGGGCAUCUUUCAGCUCUUGUCACCCUCUGAGGCUCCAGCUGGAAACACAGGGUGCUUGCCGAGUUGGUGACAGAGCUGGUACGCUCAGGCCCCCUGUGCCCAUCUUCUCUCCAUACCCCAGCAUGGAGGAAGGUGAUUUUGACAACUACGAUGGGGCAGACAACCAGUCUGAGUGUGAGUACACAGACUGGAAGUCCUCAGGGGCGCUCAUCCCUGCCAUCUACCUGCUGGUCUUCCUUCUGGGCACCACGGGCAACGGCCUGGUGCUCUGGACGGUGUUUCGGAGCAGCCGAGAGAAGAGACGUUCAGCUGACAUCUUCAUCGCCAGCCUGGCGGUGGCCGAUCUGACCUUCGUGGUGACCUUGCCCCUGUGGGCCACCUACACCUACCGGGAUUUUGACUGGCCCUUUGGGACCUUCGUCUGCAAGCUCAGCAGCUACCUCAUCUUCGUCAACAUGUACGCCAGCGUCUUCUGCCUCACCGGGCUCAGUUUUGAUCGCUACCUGGCCAUCGUGAGGCCCGUGGCCAACGCUCGGCUGAGGCUGCGUGUCAGCGGGGCCGUGGCCACCGCCGUGCUGUGGGUGCUGGCUGCCCUUCUGGCGGUGCCUGUCAUGGUAUUCCGUACCACUGGGGACAUGGACAACAGCACCAAGGUACAGUGUUAUAUGGACUACUCCCUCGUGGCCACCACCAGCUCAGAGUGGGCCUGGGAGGUGGGCCUGGGCAUCUCAUCCACUGCCGUGGGCUUUGUGAUCCCUUUCACGGUCAUGUUGACCUGUUACUUCUUCAUCGCCCAAACCAUUGCGGGUCACUUCCGCAAGGAGCGCAUCGAAGGCCUUCGGAAGCGCCGGCGGCUGCUCAGCAUCAUCGUGGUGCUGGUGGUGACCUUUGCCCUGUGCUGGAUGCCUUACCACCUGGUCAAGACGCUGUACAUGCUGGGCAGCCUGCUGCACUGGCCUUGCGACUUUGACAUCUUCCUCAUGAACGUCUACCCCUACUGCACCUGCAUCAGCUACGUGAACAGCUGCCUCAACCCCUUCCUCUACGCCUUCUUUGACCCCCGCUUCCGCCAGGUGUGCACCUCCAUGCUCUGCUGUGAUCAGACUGGGUGUGGGGGCCCCUCUCACAGCAGCAGUGGGGACAAGUCAGCCAGCUACUCUUCAGGGCACAGCCAGGGACCUGGCCCCAAUAUGGGGAAGGGCGGGGAGCAAAUGCAUGAGAAAUCCAUCCCCUACAGCCAAGAGACACUGGUGGUUGAUUAGAACUGGGAUCGGAGAGCAAUCUGCAGUUCCCGUCUGCUCCAGCCCUUCCCUCUGCUCUCUGAGAAUUAGAGAGCAGUGACUCUGUGUUUGUCUUGCAUUUCACUCUUUCCCGGUCCUCUGCCUCUUGGAUCGGUUCUAUUUUCCCAUUACUCUCCUAUUUUCCCAUUACUCUUUUGUUCUUUCUUAGAGAGAGAGAGAGGGAGAGAGAGAGAGAGAGUGGUGGAAAGAAAUUUGAGCCCUGUAGACAGAGACCUGAGUUGAGCUACUCUGCCUCUGUGAGGAAGACCUUGUAAUCUCUGAGUCUAUGUUUUUGUAUUUGUAUAAAAAGGGGGGGGAUAAUAUGGACCUUAAAAUGUUGAAGUGUGAGUCAUCACUCAAAAAUUAGUUUCCUUCCACCCAUUCCUUAGAUUUCUAAUCCUCUUUGCUUUCCUUGAUUAGUUUUCCCACUUUCUGUGCUAUUUGCCACUUUCUUUUUACUGUUAAUUCUCACCUCCUAGCUCCAACCCCUCUCCAUGAAUAGGUUCUGUGGGGCUCCUAAGGGUUAAGAAUCCUGAAGCUUGUAAAACAGGACUCAGGUCAAGCUCUUAUCCUGUUUUCUGGGAGCCAGCUAGGGCAUGGGCUGGGACUGGGGACAGGCAGGGGGGGGUCAGUAAAGAAUUAGUGCUUCCAGUCCUCAGAGCCUGGAGCUCUGGACCCUUCCCUAAAAUCAGAUCCUGUUCAUUGUCCUUUUAGAGCCAGGGUCUAGAAUGAUUGGGGAGAGCUACCCUCUCAGUGCGAUGCUAAUUUCUACCCUUUUCUCAAGACCAUUUCCUUCUCCACUGUUGUCUGUGAAAAUUAGAAGGUCAUACCCUCGAUGAAACCAGGAGUUCCCAUCUAUGAAUGGGGAGAGUCAGGGAAGGGCCGACAGAGAAAGAGGGGAUGGAGGAGUGUUUGUGUUUAUUCACUACCUUAUGCUGCUUGGCUCUCCCCUCCCCCAAUCCGAAUUCUUCCAGCUCCCUCCAGAACUGUGAACCCCGAGUCUUUCUCUUGUCUUUCUCUCUCACCCCCAUUAUCUCCCAAGCUUUUUUUUUUCUCCCCUGGGCAUUGGUGCUGAGUCACUCGGUUGGGUGAGGAUGCUUGCUUGCUUUUUUUUUGUCUGUAUGAAUAUAUAGGCACAUAUAAAUAGAUGAGCAUCGAGUGGAAAGUGUUCAUGGUUGAAUGGUUUUGGAUGACUGCCCCUUACCCUCAGUGUCCACUGUACCCCUUCUUGUCACCCAGCAGGGACAUGGGCAGGCAUGUAGAAUAGAGAUGAGCCCACUCUCCCCAUCCUCCCCACCCCCUUACUGGAUUUGGGGGGACUCUGGCGGCUGGUCCGUGCGCAGAGGAGCCUAUGUUUGGAUGCACUGAGCGCUCUGCAGGGAGCUCUUUCACAGGAUGUGAUUGCACCCAGAGCCUGGGGGAGUUCUGAUGAGCGGGGUCCUCAUUCCUUCUCCAGUCCCCACAGUGCAAAGAUGAGCAGGGGUAGAUCCCUCCCAGGCCUCCCACCUUGAUUUGAGUAAGUGUUUUUCUAUUUCCCACCUUUCCUGAGUCCGUGGUUCUCAUCCUAAGGCGGGACACCUGCUUGCCACAGGGGAAAGGGGACAGAGUGAGUGCGUUCCUUCUCCACGGUUGCUCCUUCUUUUGUCUUCUCUCGCUGGAUCUGGGGACUGGAGACUGGGCUUAGAAAUGCCACGAGGAGGCGGAUUUUGCCCACUGUCUGCACCACCACCACCACCGGAGACACAUGGAGGAUAAGAUUUAUGUGGGGGCUUGGGGAGCUGGGAAUGGGGUGUGCAUCUUCCUGGUUUUGUUCCUGGAGGACUCUGGAAAUGAAGGACAAGACAGGAAGAACCCAGCUCGAUGUAAAUGGACAGCUUCAACCUUCCCUGGCGCGGGGCCUGCUCUGGGUGCAGGGGGAGGGAGAGAGGGAACAUGGUGUCUUUCAGCUUACUCUCCAUCCUUAGAGACACUUGCUCUGCAGAGGACUGUUUUGAAAGCACCCAUUCCAGGCUGGCGGAGGCUUCUAGAAGCCCAGGAGAUGCCCCUAAACCGCUCCUGAGUGCAUUGCAGACACUUCCUGCCUGGAACUCAUCCAUAGCAGAGGAGACUGCCUUGUCUCCCUCCUCCACUGCUCCCCAUCAGAAUGUCUGGCUAUUCCAUUA
This is a messenger RNA of Dipodomys ordii (Ord's kangaroo rat), 3531 nucleotides long. It is a transcript of the gene Aplnr, whose product is annotated as apelin receptor. The record is from RefSeq and is a predicted model, not a curated record. Bases 212 to 1351 code for a protein of 379 amino acids. Gene Ontology annotation, cellular component: membrane. The transcript has a single exon. Gene Ontology annotation, biological process: immune response; G protein-coupled receptor signaling pathway. Lineage: Eukaryota; Metazoa; Chordata; Mammalia; Rodentia; Heteromyidae. Gene Ontology annotation, molecular function: G protein-coupled receptor activity.